Molecule: messenger RNA, 5859 nt
Organism: Lynx canadensis (Canada lynx)
Lineage: Eukaryota; Metazoa; Chordata; Mammalia; Carnivora; Felidae
Gene: KDM5B
Product: lysine demethylase 5B
Exons: 27
Coding region: 167-4801 (1544 amino acids)
Biological process (GO): chromatin remodeling
Cellular component (GO): nucleus
Molecular function (GO): DNA binding; histone demethylase activity
Source: RefSeq, a predicted model, not a curated record
AAGACGUCGUCGGAGGAAGGCUGAAAAAGCCCAAGGUGCUGCCGUUGCUAGUACAAGUCGGACUUGCCGUUGCCGGAGUCGCGUCUGCACCCGUCUCGGACCCAGCGCAGCCCGCCGCCGCGGUUCCGGAGCCCACCCUGCCCUCGCCCGUGCCCGACCCGCGGUGAUGGAGCCGGCCACCGCGCUGCCCCCGGGCCCGCGCCCGGCGCUGCCCCUCGGGGGCCCGGGCCCGCUGGGCGAGUUCCUGCCUCCCCCCGAGUGCCCGGUCUUCGAGCCCAGCUGGGAAGAGUUCGCGGACCCCUUCGCUUUCAUCCACAAGAUCCGGCCCAUAGCCGAGCAGACUGGGAUCUGUAAGGUGCGGCCGCCGCCGGAUUGGCAGCCACCAUUUGCAUGUGAUGUUGACAAACUUCAUUUUACCCCACGUAUCCAGAGGCUGAAUGAAUUGGAGGCUCAAACUCGAGUAAAACUGAAUUUCUUGGACCAGAUUGCAAAGUACUGGGAGUUACAGGGAAGCACUCUGAAAAUUCCACAUGUGGAAAGGAAGAUCUUGGACUUGUUUCAGCUCAAUAAGUUAGUUGCAGAAGAAGGUGGAUUUGCAGUUGUUUGCAAGGAUAGAAAAUGGACCAAAAUUGCCACCAAGAUGGGAUUUGCUCCUGGCAAAGCUGUGGGCUCCCAUAUCAGAGGGCAUUAUGAGCGAAUCCUCAACCCCUACAACUUAUUCCUGUCAGGAGACAGUUUGAGAUGUCUGCAGAAGCCAAACCUGAGCACAGACACAAAGGACAAGGAGUACAAACCCCAUGAUAUUCCCCAGAGGCAGUCUGUGCAGCCCUCAGAAACAUGCCCCCCAGCCCGACGAGCAAAACGCAUGAGAGCGGAGGCCAUGAAUAUUAAAAUAGAACCAGAAGAGACAGCAGAAGCCAGAACUCAUAAUCUGAGACGACGAAUGGGUUGUCCAACUCCAAAAUGUGAAACUGAGAGAGAAAUGAAAAGCAUCGUCAAGCAAGAACCCAUUGAGAAGAAAGAGUACAUUGUAGAAAGCGAGAAGGAAAAACCCAAGAGCCGAUCUAAAAAAACCACCAAUGCUGUAGAUUUGUAUGUCUGCCUCUUAUGUGGCAGUGGCAAUGAUGAAGACCGGCUUCUUUUGUGUGAUGGGUGUGAUGACAGUUAUCACACCUUUUGCUUGAUCCCACCUCUCCAUGAUGUUCCCAAGGGAGACUGGAGGUGUCCUAAGUGUUUGGCCCAGGAGUGUAGUAAGCCACAAGAGGCAUUUGGCUUUGAACAAGCAGCCAGGGACUAUACCCUCCGUACUUUUGGGGAAAUGGCAGAUGCGUUCAAAUCUGAUUAUUUCAACAUGCCAGUCCAUAUGGUUCCCACAGAACUGGUUGAGAAAGAAUUUUGGCGACUGGUAAGCACUAUUGAAGAGGAUGUCACAGUAGAAUAUGGAGCCGAUAUUGCCUCAAAAGAAUUUGGCAGUGGCUUCCCUGUCCGAGAUGGGAAAAUCAAACUUUCACCUGAAGAGGAGGAAUAUCUUGAUAGUGGCUGGAAUUUGAACAAUAUGCCAGUGAUGGAACAGUCUGUCCUUGCUCACAUUACCGCUGAUAUAUGUGGCAUGAAACUUCCUUGGUUAUAUGUAGGAAUGUGCUUUUCUUCAUUCUGUUGGCAUAUUGAAGACCACUGGAGCUAUUCGAUUAACUACCUGCACUGGGGUGAGCCAAAAACCUGGUAUGGAGUCCCAGGGUAUGCUGCCGAGCAGCUAGAAAAUGUAAUGAAGAAACUAGCUCCAGAGCUCUUUGUGUCCCAGCCAGAUCUUCUCCAUCAGCUUGUGACCAUCAUGAACCCCAAUACCCUGAUGACUCAUGAAGUGCCUGUUUACCGAACUAAUCAGUGUGCUGGGGAGUUUGUGAUUACGUUUCCAAGAGCCUACCACAGUGGUUUUAAUCAAGGUUUUAAUUUUGCUGAGGCUGUUAACUUCUGCACUGUUGAUUGGCUGCCAUUAGGCCGACAGUGUGUGGAGCAUUAUCGUUUGCUUCACCGCUAUUGUGUAUUUUCCCACGAUGAGAUGAUUUGCAAGAUGGCUUCCAAGGCUGAUGUACUAGAUGUCGUAGUGGCUUCAACUGUUCAGAAAGACAUGGCCAUUAUGAUUGAGGAUGAGAAAGCUUUAAGAGAAACUGUCCGUAAAUUGGGAGUAAUUGAUUCAGAAAGAAUGGAUUUUGAGCUGUUGCCAGAUGAUGAGCGUCAGUGUAUAAAAUGCAAAACGACAUGCUUCAUGUCUGCCAUCUCCUGUUCUUGUAAACCUGGCCUGCUUGUUUGCCUGCAUCAUGUGAAAGAAUUGUGUUCCUGUCCCCCUUAUAAAUAUAAACUGAGGUAUAGAUACACUCUGGAUGAUCUCUACCCCAUGAUGAAUGCAUUGAAGCUUCGAGCAGAAUCCUACAACGAAUGGGCCCUGAAUGUGAAUGAAGCUUUGGAGGCAAAGAUUAACAAAAAGAAAAGCCUUGUGAGCUUUAAGGCUUUAAUUGAGGAAUCGGAAAUGAAGAAAUUCCCAGACAAUGAUCUUUUGCGCCACCUUCGCCUAGUCACACAGGACGCGGAGAAGUGUGCUUCUGUUGCUCAGCAGCUGCUUAAUGGCAAAAGGCAAACUAGAUACCGAUCUGGUGGAGGAAAAUCCCAAAAUCAAUUGACAGUGAAUGAACUCAGACAGUUUGUGACACAACUGUAUGCUCUUCCAUGUGUCCUCAGUCAAACGCCUUUGCUAAAGGAUCUCUUGAAUCGUGUAGAAGAUUUCCAACAGCAUAGCCAGAAAUUGCUUUCUGAGGAGAUGCCCAGUGCUGCUGAGCUGCAAGACUUGCUAGAUGUCAGCUUUGAAUUUGAUGUUGAACUUCCACAGCUUGCUGAGAUGCGUGUCCGUCUGGAGCAGGCCCGCUGGCUAGAAGAGGUGCAACAAGCUUGCCUAGACCCCAGCUCCCUUACACUAGAUGAUAUGAGACGUCUCAUAGACCUAGGGGUGGGUCUAGCCCCAUAUUCAGCAGUGGAGAAAGCAAUGGCCCGGCUUCAGGAGCUGCUUACGGUGUCAGAGCACUGGGAUGACAAAGCCAAGAGUCUUCUCAAGGCCAGACCUCGGCAUUCAUUGACUAGCCUUGCUACAGCAGUUAAGGAGAUUGAGGAGAUCCCCGCUUAUCUGCCAAAUGGUGCGGCUCUGAAAGACUCAGUGCAGAGAGCCAGGGACUGGCUUCAGGAUGUAGAGGCCCUGCAGGUUGGAGGACGUGUGCCAGUGUUAGACACACUCAUAGAACUUGUUACACGAGGCCGAUCUAUCCCGGUACAUCUGAAUUCUUUACCAAGACUGGAAUUACUAGUAGCUGAGGUUCAGGCUUGGAAAGAAUGUGCUGCUAAUACAUUCUUGACUGAGAAUUCUCCAUAUUCUCUUUUAGAGGUGCUGUGUCCUCGAUGUGACAUUGGCCUUUUGGGAUUGAAGAGGAAGCAGAGAAAGUUAAAGGAGCCCUUGCCAAGUGGAAAGAAGAAAAGCACCAAAUUAGAGAGUCUGAGUGACCUGGAGAGAGCUUUAACUGAAAGCAAAGAGACUGCUUCGGCUAUGGCAACACUUGGGGAAGCUCGCCUAAGGGAAAUGGAAGCCUUGCAGUCUCUCAGACUAGCCAAUGAAGGGAAGUUGCUGUCACCUGUCCAAGAUGUGGAGCUGAAAGUCUGCCUGUGUCAGAAGGCCCCAGCUGCCCCUAUGAUCCAAUGUGAACUCUGCAGGGAUGCCUUCCACACUAGCUGUGUGGCAGUACCCAGUAUUUCGCAAAGCCCCCGAAUCUGGCUUUGUCCCCAUUGUCGGAGGUCAGAGAAACCUCCAUUAGAGAAAAUUCUGCCCCUGCUGGCCUCCCUGCAGCGUAUCCGAGUUCGCCUUCCUGAGGGAGAUGCACUUCGGUAUAUGAUCGAAAGAACCGUGAACUGGCAACACAGAGCCCAGCAACUGCUUUCAUCAGGGAAUCUCAAAUUUGUGCAAGAUCGAGUGGGCUCAGGACUGUUGUAUAGCAGAUGGCAAGCUUCAGCGGGACAAGUGUCAGAGACCAGCAAGGGAUCUCAGCCCACUGGCACAACAUCCUUUUCCUUGCCUGAUGACUGGGACAACAGAACCUCAUAUUUACACUCUCCCUUCUCUACUGGACGAAGUUGUAUCCCCCUCCAUGGUGUUAGCCCAGAAGUGAAUGAGCUGUUGAUGGAAGCUCAGCUGCUCCAGGUAUCCCUUCCUGAAAUUCAGGAACUUUACCAGACUUUACUUGCAAAGCCGACCCCUGCUCAGCAAACUGACCGGAGCUCACCAGCUAGACCCAGCGGUGAGAAGAAUGACUGCUGCCGUGGGAAACGAGAUGGAAUCAACAGUCUUGAGAGAAAACUGAAGAGACGCCUGGAAAGAGAAGGCCUCUCCAGUGAUCGGUGGGAUCGAGUUAAAAACAUGCGGACCCCCAAAAAGAAGAAAAUCAAACUGAGCCACUCCAAGGACAUGAACAAUUUCAAGUUAGAGAGGGAGCGUAGCUAUGAAUUAGUCCGUUCUGCCGAAACUCAUUCCCUGCCCUCAGACACAUCCUAUUCUGAACAGGAGGACUCUGAGGAUGAAGAUGCCAUCUGCCCAGCUGUGAGCUGCCUGCAGCCAGAAGGAGAUGAGGUGGACUGGGUCCAGUGUGAUGGCAGCUGCAAUCAGUGGUUUCAUCAGGUCUGUGUUGGUGUUUCUCCAGAGAUGGCAGAGAAAGAAGACUACAUCUGUGUGCGCUGUACUGUGAAGGACGCACCAAGCCGAAAAUAAAACACACACACACACACACACACGCACACACGCACACACACACACAGACACACACACACACACAAAACACCCCCCCCCGCCCCCAACCACUUAACGUAAUUCAGGACUCCAACCAAGAAGAUUUCUUCAAUUUCUCAGCAAAGCUACAGGACUGGUAUUCAAACCAGCCUGUAAACGGUGCUAUUUCUAUUCCUUACGGGAUCAUUUUUCCAGAACUCUUUGAAAAAAAGAAAAAAACAACUAAAAAAAUUUUUGACACUUUUUGUAUUUUUUUCCUUAAGAGCUGUUUGUGGUUGUUGAGGUUUGAAAUGCUGACUGUUUUUUUGCAGGGGUUUCCACCAAUUUGGAAGGCAUUAGAGCUUGCACCUUUUCAUGUACAGCAUUAAAAUCUUACCUCUGUCUGGGAUUUACCGGCUUAAGAGUCCAACUCAGUUUCAGUGCCCAGAAGGGCACCAGAAAUUCCAGUAAAUCCUCAUUUGAGGAAUUUCUCUCUUGUUUACUCUGUUACCAUAUUGGGGAACUUAAGUUUUUCACUUUUGGGGUUUUUUGUUUGUUUCUUUAUCCACUUUUCUUUUUCCUGGUAGACUAGGUUUAUUUAUCUAAGCAAUAACUUCUAUGUUGGUUUCAGUGGCUGGAAUUAAAACAAAACAAAACAAACUUCCAAACAGUGUGUUGGUGCUUUAGCAUUUGGUUGAUGUACAGAACACGAAUGUCUAGUUUCUAGUGUCACUGAUGAACUAGUGAUGUAGAAAAGAGACUGCUCUGUAAGUCAUUGCCACAGCUGUAUUUUGGCUUUCUCCCUGCCCCUUCGUUCCUCUCCUUAUUUUUUUGGUAGCUUGUAUCAAAUGUUGCAGUUUAUAUUGUGGAAUAAAUCCUUGGUCCUAAUUUAACACUAAAUGCUGGUUAUUUAGAGCCAUUAGACUGCAGCUUCUCCCGCCCCUCUACCUUGUGGGCUUUGAAGAACUAGAGGGGGGUUGCUUGCUUUUGCCUCUGCCCAACUAGGCCCCAGUAGCAGUGGACGAUUCUUUUGUAUCCUGCUCUGUUUGCCGGGCCAUGUG